This is a messenger RNA of Phytophthora infestans T30-4, 598 nucleotides long. RefSeq lists its product as uncharacterized. The transcript has a single exon. The coding region runs from base 55 to 531 and encodes 158 amino acids. NCBI's taxonomy places the organism in Eukaryota, Oomycota, Peronosporomycetes, Peronosporales, Peronosporaceae. The record is from RefSeq and is a predicted model, not a curated record.
GGCAAGUUCACGCCCCGCGUUUCAUUAAUUAGCACCCAGCGAUCCAAGCCAAGCAUGGCACCCGCUCACACCCAGAGCUUGCCCACGUGGGCUCCCAUCCAGGCACUUCCCAGCGUGACCAAGCCGGGAGCUCCCGCUUUCGACGACGAAGACCCGUUGUACCUAUCGGGCGAGGAAACCGACUCUGACUCGGAGCGCGGCAGCGACACUCUCAGCCGGGAAGACCAGCAACUCAUGGCCAGCUUCAUCCGCCUGCAGAACGAGCAACGUAAGCAGGUUUGCCCCGCUAUCACGCGCACCACGCCCGUGCUGAUCCCCACACAGACGCGCAAGUACGUCGCCACAUCCACCAAGAGGUGGCUCUGGGACGAAGACGAGGAGGAAGACGACAGCGACCAGUGCCCGUGCUGCAAUCACCACGGCGUGGAGCGCCGGUCAGCCUCCCUCCCGGUCGUCGCCGUCGCUGAAACCGUCGCUGAGGCUACAGAAGCCUCAGCUCUCAGCGAUCUCAUGUUCGACCUCGAGCUCUAGGCUCGCCCCCCAAUAGAAAUUAUGUAUGUAGAGCUCAUCUACUAUAAAAAGAGAAGUGCUGUGCAAG